Acaromyces ingoldii is the source of this 5435-nucleotide messenger RNA. RefSeq lists its product as hypothetical. The transcript has 4 exons. The coding region runs from base 97 to 5022 and encodes 1641 amino acids. The record is from RefSeq and is a predicted model, not a curated record. Gene Ontology annotation, cellular component: trans-Golgi network. Lineage: Eukaryota; Fungi; Basidiomycota; Exobasidiomycetes; Exobasidiales; Cryptobasidiaceae.
UGUAGAACCACCACCGAUCGGAUAUUGGGUCGGUAUGGAGGGCUUGUGAUAUCGAGCGACGACUACGUGACGCCCAAAUCAGGACAAUUGUAGACCAUGGGGCUUCCAGAGGGGCAGCACGAAGCGGCCCCUACGCCGACGCCGGUGGGGGGCAGAUCGUUUGCUUCGCCAGCCAUGGUCCGCAUCCUCUUGGCGCCCGCUGGGCCCGACGUGACCCCCGCCGAGUUCGACAAGUGGUCGGCUGCCGUCAGAAACUGGGAGAGUGUCAAGCUGACCGAGCUACCAAAAAGCCAGACGGGCCGGCCUGGACCUGCGACGGGCAGCGCAAUGGCGAGGACGGGCGAGGUGCAUCUCUCAUUCAUAACGUCCUAUGACCCUUCGCAUUCCUUCUUGGCGCCUUUCAGUAUGCACAGGCAGGUCCUAGGCGUGCUCGGACUGGGCACAUCGCACAGCCAAACGGACCGAGAAGCCCUCGAGAGGGCGCCCACCGCCCUGCGCCAGCUGCACCCAAGCGCAGUCGUUCAUCGUGUCUUUGCCUUUGACACGGGCGCGGCCAGACCGCAGACGAUUGAUCUCAGCUCCAUGACGAAUCCGGGUGAAGCAAUCGAAGCAGCUGGCAAGGGUGAAUCGGCAGUGUCGGCGAACGGGUCUGCAGCGAGUAGCUCUAGGCCAGGGUCCAGCUCAAGCUCACGGUCGAGCUCUUCCAGCUCAGGCGCAGGGUUCGGCGAUAGCGGAAAGAGCGGACUUGUUGUCUUUCCCGCUGUUCGCAAAGACAUGAAAGAUGUGCGCUUUUACCUCAAGACGCUCAUUCCUGACUUCGUCUCGUCGCUCCUCGAUGGCGUCCACCAGAUCGUCGAAGGGCUCGAAGGUACACCACUGGAGACGCCUCGAGAAACGCUUGACGGGGUCGUGUCGAGCACCGCUCCGAGCGCUCCUUCGGCCUCCUCGUCCACUUCGUCGGCUCUAUCCGCGGGCCUGGGCGCAAACGUGAGCACGGCAGCGAGCUCGGCGGCAAGCCGUGCCUCGGCUCUUUUCAGCUCCUUUGGCUCGUCUUCCUCCUCCUCUUCUUCCGCAACGUCGACUCCAAAUGAAACCUCGACACUGUCCUCAGCCUCUUCGAUGAUAUCCUCGUCGUCUUCCUCUUCAUCGACCGGCGGCGAUUCCCCUUUGCGCAAGUCGACGCUUCCUUCGACCAGUGCUACAAACAGUAGCAAGCGCUCAAAAACAGGCCAGAGCAUCGUCAGUGCUGGCCCAAGGGGCCAAGGACGAAUCGCAAAGGUCAAAGCAGACUAUCAUCUCCUUGCAGGCGACCUCUGGUCUGCCUUGACCACGUAUGAUGCGUGCAUGGCCCACCUCGGAAAGGAGAGAGCGCUGGCUGGAGGUCAAGACUCGGUCUGGUACGCAAGUGCGCUCGAGGGCUGGGCCGUCACGAGGGUCCUCGUGAGGCGCAUGGGAGGUCUGGUGGAGGAAAAGGCUCCUAGCUUGACGCUGCCCUUGGGAGGGACUAAGGAAAAGACGGCCAAGGAGAGGGAAAAGGAGAGGGCAGCGGGUCUGGUAGAUGAGUUCGCAUUCAGCAAGCAGUCGUGGUCCGACGUCGCAGAGGCCUGCUCGCUGGCCCUUCAGAUCUACACCAAGUGCCUAGCCCCUCCGUCGUUCCUCCUCGAACCAGCCAAGUCGGUGACGAAUGAAACGCCCCGCGACUACACGCACCCUCUGAUUCACACCAAUGCUUGCUUGUCCUAUUCAAGACUCCUCUUGGCCAUUUGGGCCAGCGGAGGUUGGAACGGGGAGACAUUUGAUCAGCUCCUAUAUGGAGGCGUGCCGCCCGCGCUAGCCGAGACGACAAGGCCCACGCUGGCCGUCUACACGCAGCACUCGACGGCAUCGUCUGUACAGAGGAGCGACAUUGCAUCGCCGGCCUCACUGGCUCUGACACACUCUGCCCGGGCGCUCAAGGCGCCCGAUCAGGUUCACCUUCUCUGCUCUCUAGCCAGCAUCUUUGGCUGCAUCGGCUUCGCCAGGAGGGAAGCAUACCUUCUCCGACAGCUGCAAACCCUUGUCGUCUCUCUACUGGCAAAAGCGAUAAUCCAGCAGCGCAGGCAGACGGCCGUCGCCUCGACUUCGCUUCGCAAAACUGCACUGGCAGCCGCGGAGGAGCGGCUGGGAAGCCUUGUGAGCCAGGUGGCAUGGGAGGGCGCCGGCGAAGGCACAGACUCGGUCUUGGUCUUGGCACUGCAGACAUGCGAGACUUAUGGCGUCAACGUUGAUGUCUUGCCGCUCAGCAAUAUUCCUUCGGACCAUAUUCUAUCCCGCGCAGCAUCGGUAGAUGGGCGAGGUCCAUCCGGAGGCUCGUCUUUGAGCUCACCGCUGCUCAACCGCGGCAGUCGGUCGUCUUGGGGCGCCAGCGCCUCAUUGGACAGCAUCAUGUCACCCACCGCCUCUUCGUUGUCAAGGGACACUGCAGAACCGACGUCAUUACAAGACGAAGCCCCCUUUGGAUGGGCCGAGCAGCAAAUCGGACUGCUCAAAGAGACAGUCUGCGUCGCCGAGCUUCUGUCAGACAACAUUGCAAUGAGCUUCUUUGCGACGCUGCUCUUGCGCGACUUUCAUUGGUUUCUCUCGAAAGAUGAGCAGGCAAGAAUCGUCAGGGGUCUGCAGCUCGUCACCAGGACGGCGAAGAUGCAGGAGGCGCGGGAGCUCGAGGUCUCGUACUGGGGCCCAUCUGAGCCCGUCUGCGGUUUGAUCCUCGAGCCGAUGCGCGACGAUCAAAUUCCGAGGAAGAGGCCUGCUGGAGAGCUUCGUCGUGGUCGUGGAUCUGGCGCAACGGCGAAGGGUGAAGAAAGCACUAUCUACAACUCCUCGUCGUUGGCACAAAAAGCCCCAGCUCAGAAGAAGGGCGAGGGUAAUGUCAUCGUCGCCGAGGAAAAGGUCGGGUUCCUUGUCACGCUGCAAAAUCCGUUCGAGAUUGCCCUCGAGCUUACUCAGAUCUCGCUCGACACGUUUGGCGCCGACUUUGAAGCAGAUGUCUUGCACAACGUCAGCGUGCCCCCGUCUUCUUUUCAUACCAUCCGCUUGAGCGGCAAGGCAAAGGAGACGGGGACCCUCGUCGUUCGUGGAGUCGAUCUGACGCUCGCCGGAUGCGCGCCAAAGACGUUUGCCUUUACCCAAAUGGAUAGCAGCAACGAGAAGCUCUUCAUAGCCCGGCAGAGCGAGAUCGAGGACCGCAAGACUCGAUUGAAAUCCAGUGGUCUGGACGCGAGGCCAUCCAUCGUUGCAGCUAAGCGUCACUGGCAGACACAUUCCUCAACGAAGCCAGAUGACAAGCCUGCACCGCCGAAAAGGCUCGCAGCGAGCAAAGCGGCUCGUGACAAGUUCCUGGAAUGCCAGGUCCUACCUGCGCAGCCAAGGCUGACAAUCCAAUCGGUCGGCGUGGCUGUCUCAUCAGGCGCCUCUUCUGCUUCGAUUACCGUGCUUGAAGGCCAGGCGACAGAGCUCAAGGUCCGAGUCCGUAACGAAUCCUCUUCUCCCUCGUCUUCGGCAGAUCUUCCCGUCGACUUUCUACGUUUCACGCUGGACGAUGACCUGUCGGCGAAUGCGCGUGAUGUUCUAGCCGAUGGAGACCUGCUUGCGCAGGACGCUCACGAUGUCGAAGAAGAUCUUCUUCAGAGGCCUGUUCUAUCGUACGACGUCGAGCCGCGUUCGGGUGCCCAUAGGAUUCUACCGGGCAAGAGUAAGGUGCUCACGCUCAAGCUUCGGGCCAAAGUGGACUGCACGAGGCUGUCUAUUGGUGUAGAGUACGGUUUUGUAGAGGGAGAGGGGAGAGGCGGGCUUGAGACAGAGGAAGCGAGAGAUUUCUUCGUUAAGAGCUGCAAAGUCGAAGUGGGCAUCUGCGUCUUGCCCAUCGUUAGAUUGGGCGAGCUCGAGAUCUUACCUUUGCUCCAAAAAGAGAAGGAGGAAGAUGACAAUUGGUGCUUGGUGAGCUUUGGUGUGCAAAAUGUGCACUCUCAUCCGGUCAAAGUCGCCUUUCAUGUCAACGACAACGACGACAGCGACGAUUCACCCUCCGCCUCUACUUCCACGCCACCGCAGCGCCGGGAAGUUGUACAGGAAGUUUCGCCUUCAUCGACCAUCCGACUUUCGAUCCCUAUACGUCGCCUUGGUCUCACCAAAACCGACCUGGCGCAAGCGAUCCCGAACCUGUCCUCGCACAGACAAUUCAUCGUGAGCCGCAUCAAAUUCACAAAUGCCCAAGAGCGGGAAGCAAGGAGGCGCUUCUGGAUUCUGAGGGCUCUCUGGAAGCGCUUGGGGUUCUUCUUGGACCAGGGGCAAGGCAAGCCGGGCUGGACAGACGUCCGAACGGGUGCAAAGGGCGACCUGGGCUGGGAUGGGCUCGCGGCAUUCGGGGAAGAAGACGAAGACUCAAGAACAAGGACCACAGUUCUGGAGAGGUUGACUAGAGAGCCUAUGAGUGUUCAGCUAGAGGUUCGCUCGCAAGGCGAGGUAAAGGUGGAACAACCGACGAGACUCGUCGUGCGUGUCAAGGAUCGGUCUUCGACUAAAGAGGAAAAGAGGGUGAGGAUGAGGUACAGGGUCAUCGCGCUCGGUCCACCUACGCGACGCUUCUUCAAUGACGAAGGCGGAGCAGAUGACUCCCCUGAGGGCCGGAGGAUCUCAUACGACGAGUUCAGAAAUCACCAGGACACCCACCACGGUGGUGGCGCAGGACAGCGUCUCGGGACAAGAGAUGAGUCGAGCAGGGCAGUAGGCCAAUACUGGUCCUUUCUUUUCGUCACCGACGGGUCAUGGAGCGGGUACCUAGAUUACUCGCCAGGCAAGGGCGGGCAAGAAGCUACUGUGGAGCUUGGCGUGCUCUUCUUGGCCAGCGGAACUUUUAGAUUUGCCGUUACCGUCGACGAGGUGCGGUCACCACGUCCAGACCUCCAGUCAGCAGCAGAAGAAGAGGAGUUGAAAGGCGCAACGAGCGAGAUCGUACAGGUUCUCGUCUCUGACGACGAGGACUAAAGUAUUGUAGAAGCCUCGAUGAAUUCUAAUGCCCAAAUCUGCAAAAGCAUCUUCGCUGUCUUAAUGACUCAUCUAGAGGGCGUCUAUGACAUUCAAUGGUUGUUCGUAAUGACGGAGGAGAGACUGGGUAUCUUAGGGCCACAAAGCCUUGCAUCACAGCAGCUCUCCCUCGCCCUCGUCCUCGCCGAAUCCUUCGCCGUCGUCAUCGCUCCAAUCCACGUCUCCACUCUGCAUUGCCUCUUCUGUUGCUCUUUUCAUCUCGUCUAAACCCGUCACGCCCUCCAGAAACGUCGAAUCGACAUCGUCGAAUGCCUUCUUCAAAAAGCCAUCGAAGCCAUCGGUCCGGUAAGCCUCGACGACGGCCUCGGAGCAGGCCGUGCACUUGUCAAAGGCCGGUCCCGUGAUAAGCAUAU